Molecule: messenger RNA, 2310 nt
Organism: Acanthopagrus latus (yellowfin seabream)
Lineage: Eukaryota; Metazoa; Chordata; Actinopteri; Spariformes; Sparidae
Gene: psip1a
Product: PC4 and SFRS1 interacting protein 1a
Exons: 17
Coding region: 156-1676 (506 amino acids)
Biological process (GO): regulation of transcription by RNA polymerase II
Cellular component (GO): nucleus
Molecular function (GO): double-stranded DNA binding; transcription coregulator activity
Source: RefSeq, a predicted model, not a curated record
GAGCGGAAAACGUGUAUCCGACUUCAGGGGAAAGGAGCUGGGUGUUUUCCUGGUAAAAUAAGAAACAUUAAUUGCAACACUCAACUCAACCACUGAUAACAUUCGGCUUUCUCAUAGACGUCUGCACAAACUAGAGCUCGGUUUUACGUUCAAGCAUGGCUCGAGAUUGGAAACCUGGUGAUCUGAUCUUUGCCAAGAUGAAGGGGUACCCACACUGGCCUGCAAGAAUCGAUGAAGUCCCAGAUGGUGCUGUGAAGCCAUCCAAUAUCAAGUUGCCCAUUUUCUUCUUUGGCACCCAUGAAACCGCGUUUCUUGGCCCUAAAGACAUCUUUCCGUACCAGCCCAACAAGGAGAAAUACGCGAAGCCCAACAAGAGGAAAGGCUUCAACGAAGGAUUGUGGGAGAUUGAGAACAACCCGAAAGUUGAGCUCACUGCGCCCAAGCCGGUGCCCCCAGGCUCUUUCGCUGAAAAGGAUUCAGACAGCAACCCAGAAGGGGAAGAGGAAGCAGAUGACAAGGGGAUGAAAUCCAAAGUUCCAGGAAGUGAGGCUGAGCAGGAGAAUGAGAAUGAGGAGGAGGAGGAGGAGGAGGAGGAGGAGGAAGGGUCUCUGAUCUCUGAGCAGGGUCCUCAGAACCAGGAUGGCUCAGCACAGAAAGAACCUGCAGAUGUUCCUAAACCCAAGAGAGGAAGAAAGAAAAAGAGUGAUGUUGAGCAGGAGACUGCGAAAGAAGACGCUCCUGUUAGUCCUGUUGCUCCCACAGGUGUAGAGGGUCCUAAACGAAGAGGCAGGAAGCCAAAAAGUGAGAAGCUGCUUUUGCUCCAGCAGCAGGAGCAGCAAGGCUCAGGAAGUGAAAUGGACACUGCAGAGUCAGACCGAAAAAGAAAGAGGGCAACUGAGGACAAGUCCAAGAGUGGGGAGGAGGAGAAGAGAAAGAAGGAGGAGGGCAAAGGAAAGGACGCAGAGGGGAAGGAGCCUGAAACCAAGAAGAAGAAGCAGUCCAAAGAUGACGGCUCAUCGGGCUCUGACGAUGAAGAGAAAAACAAAGGCAGAAAGAAACAACAAAACUCAGAAGUGGACAAAGAUGUGCGUCGACGGAAAGCAGAUGAAUUGAAAGAGCCAAACAAAGAUGAUGGGAAGAAAAAUGAAGAGAAGACAGGAGUGAAGAAAAAGGAAAUAUCAACUGACUUGAAACUCCAGAGGCUGCACAGUGAGAUCAAGAUUUCACUGAAAAUUGACAACGCUGAUGUGAAGAAGUGCCUGGAUGCAUUAGAUGAGAUUGGUGCACUUCAAGUCACAACCCAGCACCUGCAGAAACACAGUGAACUCAUUGCCACGCUCAAAAAGAUUCGCAGAUUCAAGGCCAGCCAGGACAUCAUGGACAAGGCGACUAUGUUGUAUAACAAGUUCAAGAGUAUGUUUCUGGUCGGAGAAGGCGACUGUGUGCUCAGCCAGGUGCUCAACAAGUCUAUAGCCGAGCAGCGGCAGCACGAGGAGGCCAAGAAAGGAGCGCUGAAGAGAGUGGAGCAAGCAAAGGAAAACAACUCAGACAAGAUGACAAACGGUGAUACCAGCCCUGAAGACAAGAAGCAGGAUACGGAGAGAGAGAAGCUUCUUGAGGACACCUCAGUGGGAGAGAAUCUGAGUGCCCCAAAAGCUCAGGAAGAGUCCACUUGAGGAGUGUCCUACAUGCCUGAAGAAAGAGAGGAUAUUUGCUGCUGUACUCAUACAACCUUUGUCAAAACUGGACUGAGCAACUGGGAUCGCCUGUCCAGUUCUGUUAUUGUGCUGCUCAAAGGUUUCAUCAAGCCCCUCCCCUCCCAAGGUGAACUGACUGACUGCACAUUUUAUUUUUUUACCUUGUGUUAUCUUUACCUUUCAGAUGCUUUUAGUAACACGUCAUGUCCAAUCUGUUUUAAUUUGAUUAAUGACCGUAAAAGAAUAAGAACUCGUAGAUCUGCUGCACUGUGAACUUAGGUCCUAUCUUCUAAUAGGAGUAGAUGGUUUGAUUGUGCUCUAUCAUUUCAUAUGCCUUUAAAUUGUUUUUUUUUUACUUUCACAGACUUAACAGUUUGAUUUUAACUUCACUGAAACAUAUUGGGAAGCACUAAGGUUUAGUCAUAGUGAUGUGUUUCAUUACAACAAAAAUAACAGAAAUUCAUUUGCCAAAGUUUUUUGCCAAGUUUCCUCAAACAUGGUCAAGUGUUUUUAAAAGUUGUCAGUUUUUAACAUAGAUGUAAAUAAGAGUAUUUUUGUGCCUGUCUGUUGACCUGUUUCAGCAUCUGAUAAUAAAGUAGUACAUACAGUGUAA